AUAUAUCAAUUCAGUCAAGUUUCAACAUCAGUCAUUGACAGAAGAUAACUCGAUUUUAAUUUUGAACAUUACUGAUUAAAAUUUGAUAUAAGAAUUAAUUUGACAUCAGACAAUAAAUUGCAAAUAUUAAAGCAAAAUACGUUAGCCAUUCAAAAAAAGUGUUUGCUAUAGGAUGAGCAUUGCAGUUUAACAUGGCUGAAGAAGUUUUACACCAAUUAAAUUUAAGUCCUGAAUUGCCUGCAGCUGUAAAAGAUGUUGCCAUCGCACAGGGAGAGAAUGAUGAUAUCAAAUGUGAGCUGGUUGAACAACUUCGAAAUUUAAUUUUUGAGAAAGGUGACUUUACCGCACAUCGGACAGAUGACGAAUACCUCAUUAAAUUUCUUCGAGCUAGGUAUUGGAAUGUGGAAUUGGCUUACAAAUUGCUCAGCAAUUAUUAUUCAUUUCGAAAUGCUAACAAAAAUCUCUACGAUGACGUUCGUUGUGUAGAUCUAAUGAGUCUUGCUGAACAGGAAAUUGUUACUGUCACUCCAUAUAGAGAAAAAAAUGGCAGACGUAUUAUGAUUUUACGCUUCGGAACUUGGGAUCCAAAUAAUAUGCCAAUUGAUGAUAUCCUAAGAUUGACAUUGAUAAUUCUUGAGCUGGGUUCAAUGGAACCUAUAUCGCAGAUAGGUGGAGGAAUUGGAAUAUUCGAUUUAAGUGGACUAACUAUAAAUCAGGCUCGUUAUUUAACUCCAAGUAUUGCACAAAAAAUAAUUGCAUUAAUUGUGACUUCCAGCCCUUUGAGAACAGCCGCAAUCCAUAUAGUAAAUCAAAGCUGGUUAUUUAGCACUAUAAUAAAGGUCUUCAAGCCAUUCCUGAAUGCAAGGAUGAGAGAAAAAUUAUUUGUUCAUGGCAAUGAUAUGAACUCACUUCAUGAACAUAUUAACCCGAAAUAUUUACCAAAAAGAUAUGGCGGUCUUCAGGAACAUUCCGUCUUUCCAUUAUCGCUGUGGACAGACUCCUUAAAAGCAGACGAAAAGGUUAGGUGGGAGCUAGAAACACUUGGAUACAAUGUUUCCGAAUGCUAAUGAACACUAAUUUACAUUAGAUGUAGGUUAGAUUAAGAAUUUAAACAUUUUUUGAAAAUAAAUAUGAUAUUUAAUUUGUA
Molecule: messenger RNA, 1147 nt
Organism: Episyrphus balteatus (marmalade hoverfly)
Lineage: Eukaryota; Metazoa; Arthropoda; Insecta; Diptera; Syrphidae
Product: clavesin-1
Exons: 6
Coding region: 192-1067 (291 amino acids)
Cellular component (GO): membrane
Molecular function (GO): phosphatidylinositol bisphosphate binding
Source: RefSeq, a predicted model, not a curated record